AUGGCUGCUUUUGUCGGCAAAUUUAUCGGCAAGAAGAUCCUAGGGGAGACAUUACAGAACAAGUUUGGGAAGGAGGACCCCUAUUUUGAGACCGUGCCGGCGACCCGAAUCGAUGGAAAGCUUGGAAAGCCUGGGAAGGUCAAGAGACGCAAGAAGGCCCUGCCACCUGGCAUCUCAGAACACGAUGGACAGGUCCUGACCAAGGUCAAGCGACGCGCAUAUCGACUCGAUUGCUGUCUUUUCACCUUUCUCGGAGUGAAAUUUGGCUGGGGGAGCGUCAUCGGGAUCGUGCCUCUCAUUGGUGAUGCGCUGGACGCCUUUAUGGCCAUCAUGGUCAUGAAGACAUGCAUGCAGAUUGAAGGCGGCUUACCCAGCGGGCUCAAAGCUAAGAUGAUGUUCAACAUCAUCAUUGACUUUGUCAUCGGACUUGUGCCCUUCGCGGGUGACCUUGCCGACGCAAUGUUCAGGGCCAAUACUCGCAACGCAGUUGUUCUUGAGGAUCACCUUCGCCAGAAGGGCAAGAAACAGCUCCGACAGAGCGGUCUGCCAAUGCCUGCCGUCGACCCCAGCGAUCCCGAGGCAUACGAUGUCGAGGACAGCGCCACACCAGGCAGGCGUUCGCAUCCUCCUUCACGCCAGAACUCAACCCGGUCUGUUUCGCGGACGAGAGAGCAAGCACCGACGCAGCCUCCCCCAGCUCAGACUCAGCAGAGCCGAUCUGGGUGGUUCGGACGUGGCAGAGACCCAGCACCUGAUAUCGAACAGGCCCAACCAUCCAGCUCGACUGCUCGCAGAGACGAUCGCCGUAGCAAUCGUCACUAA
Messenger RNA from Emericellopsis cladophorae, 822 nucleotides. RefSeq lists its product as uncharacterized. The transcript is spliced from 3 exons. The record is from RefSeq and is a predicted model, not a curated record. The coding region runs from base 1 to 822 and encodes 273 amino acids. NCBI's taxonomy places the organism in Eukaryota, Fungi, Ascomycota, Sordariomycetes, Hypocreales, Bionectriaceae.